Messenger RNA from Linum trigynum, 860 nucleotides. The record is from the annotation of a GenBank genome assembly. NCBI's taxonomy places the organism in Eukaryota, Viridiplantae, Streptophyta, Magnoliopsida, Malpighiales, Linaceae.
AGGAAGUGGUUUCACUUGGCCAAUUCCUGGAGUGACAGUAGAGUCGAGUCAAGUUUUUGGCGCCGUUGCCGGGGACGGCUAGGUUGUUGAAGAAAAGUGAUUUCUGUUAAUUUGGCUUUUCUUUUUGCUUUGUUUGCUUUGUCCCACUUGUGCCUUCACGGGUUUGUCUGCUUGAGUGUGUGCAGGUAGUGCAUGACCCGUAGCCAGUUGGGAGGUUUACUGCCGUUGAAUCCAGAGAUUGACCGCACCUGUCGCCAGCUCAGGAGACAACAACGAGCUAGACUGGCUACGGAAGAGCGCAUAGACGGCCACGUGAGCAGUGAUUCUGAAGAAGAGCACAGGAUAGACGGAGAGUAUAAUCCGCACCAGGGGAAUCCACAGCAGGUUCCCCCGGCGAAUCAGGUCCUGGGGAACAACCCCAUGCCCCAGGAUCAUGGAGUUCAUCAUCCACCGCAGCCGGGCCCCACCUUGGAGUACUACUACACUCCUCGGAUUGCUGACAUCCGCCCGGUCAUCCUCUACCCACCGAUCCCAGCAAACAACUUUGAAUUUCAUUCUUAUUAGUUUUUCAAUAUGACAAAAAUGAAAAGGUCCUCUUAUUUAAAACCCUAAUUAUGAAAUCCCUUCUCUCCCACUUCACACCGCGGAACGCACCGUUCUUAUAGAGAGAGAGGCGCUUUUGCAUCUUCUUAACCCGAAAUGGCUGGGGAGAGGAAAGGUUAAUAUAUGCUACCACUUACAUAUUUUUUUUACUUUCACGCAAUCUAUUACCCAAGGUUGGAUAACUAUUUCCAAAUUUCAGAACCGAAUGAUUCAUACAACAAUCAACUAAUAUUACGAAUUAAAGUUAAAAUCUAAGG